UCGUAUUUGUCUAUCCCUACAUUUUUAACAUAUUUUAUGUGUUUCUCGUUUUCUCUACACUCUGCAGUGAUAUUUCUUCAAAUUGUAGGAAAAUAUUAAAAACUUAUGUGUUAAAAAAUGGCAAAGGAAAUUAAAUUGUUUGCACAGUGCCGUGGACUAUUCAGUCAAGUCCGGCAUUUGCAUGCAACAGCUGCGGUUGCAGCUGCACAACCUCGACUAAAGAAAUUCCAAAUAUAUCGAUGGAAUCCAGAUGCAAAUGAAAAACCACAUAUGCAAGAGUAUGAAUUGGAUUUAAAUAGUUGUGGUCCGAUGGUGUUGGAUGCAUUAAUUAAAAUUAAAAAUGAUGUAGAUCCAACAUUAACGUUCCGACGAUCGUGUCGGGAAGGCAUCUGUGGAUCAUGUGCAAUGAAUAUUGGUGGUGUGAACACACUGGCUUGCAUCAGUAAGAUCGAUACAAGUUCCAGUUCAGCUACAAAAAUCUAUCCCUUACCUCAUAUGUAUGUUGUCAAAGAUUUAGUGCCAGAUAUGAAUCACUUUUAUAAUCAGUACAAGUCGAUUCAACCGUGGUUACAAAGAGAUAACGAAAAAAUUGGAAGCCAACAGUAUUUACAAAGUGUGGAUGAUCGUAAAAAAUUGGAUGGAUUAUACGAAUGUAUAUUAUGCGCCUGUUGUUCAACAUCAUGCCCCAGCUAUUGGUGGAAUGGCGAUCGUUAUUUGGGACCUGCUGUUCUUAUGCAAGCAUAUCGUUGGAUAAUUGAUUCUCGCGACGAAGCAACUGCUAAUCGUUUAGAAAAAUUACGCGAUCCAUACAGUGUAUAUCGAUGCCACACAAUUAUGAAUUGUUCCAAGACAUGCCCCAAGGGUUUGAAUCCAGGAAAAGCUAUUGCAGAAAUUAAAAAACUAUUGUCUGGAAUAAUACAAAAGGACAAACCUGGUUUAGAUACAGCGGCUCUACAAUAAUUCUAACAUAAAUUUUAGAAUGAGGUUUAAGGGAUUUUAGUAUUCAAUAUUCUUUUUUGCACCACAAACAACUACCUACGGUGUUGAAUUCGUUCACCCAUCAAAACGACAGUAAUUUUUAUGUAUUUUUGUUUGAAUUUUAAAUAAACUUUAAUUUAUUUCA
Molecule: messenger RNA, 1123 nt
Organism: Chrysoperla carnea
Lineage: Eukaryota; Metazoa; Arthropoda; Insecta; Neuroptera; Chrysopidae
Product: succinate dehydrogenase [ubiquinone] iron-sulfur subunit, mitochondrial-like
Exons: 4
Coding region: 118-960 (280 amino acids)
Biological process (GO): respiratory electron transport chain; aerobic respiration; tricarboxylic acid cycle
Cellular component (GO): mitochondrial membrane
Molecular function (GO): electron transfer activity; 2 iron, 2 sulfur cluster binding
Source: RefSeq, a predicted model, not a curated record